CGGCUGUCAUUUUGAAAUGUUUGCACUUUGACGUGUCUCAACCGUAUUUGACACAAAAGCUACACCGAGCAUUCUAUACGUAUAUUUGUGUGUUUGCCAUCACAUAUAGUAUCUAUGAAAAUUUGUGUGUGCCGGCCGAGAAUGUAUGGCGACGUGUCACUGUUAGAAAAUUAAUGUUAAAACAUAAUAGCUGUGAAAAAUCGUUGUUAUUCAUUCGGUCGAUCAAUAGAUAAAGGACGAAACGGGGGAGCUUGCUGAACGAGAAAGAAAAAAGUACUUCAAUGGUUCAGCUUAGCAAAUAAAUCAGAUAAUUUAAGAAAAUUUCUAGAUAUUUUGUUUAUGGACAAUGAAGACAUCUAAAGGUAUAGUUAUCAAUCGAAAGGCAGCCGGCUGGAGUAGUUUAAUUACUUUUGCCGUGCUAAUGCUGGCAUGGAUAUCAGGAUUUGCAUCCCGAUUAUUCGCUGUCAUUCGUUUCGAGAGUAUCAUUCAUGAAUUCGACCCUUGGUUUAACUAUCGUGCCACGGCAUAUAUGGUUGAGCGCGGUUUCUAUCAAUUUUUGAAUUGGUUCGAUGAGAGAGCAUGGUAUCCAUUGGGACGUAUCGUUGGUGGAACUGUUUACCCCGGCUUGAUGAUUACAUCGGGCGGCAUUCACUGGCUGUUACAUGCAUUGAAUAUUCCCGUACACAUUCGUGAUAUUUGCGUAUUUCUUGCGCCAAUAUUCAGUGGUUUAACUUCAAUUUCGACAUACCUGUUGACAAAAGAAUUAUGGUCACCGGGAGCUGGUUUGUUUGCCGCCAGUUUCAUAGCCAUCGUGCCAGGUUAUAUAAGCCGAUCAGUAGCUGGUUCAUAUGACAACGAAGGCAUUGCCAUUUUUGCACUGCAGUUCACCUACUAUUUGUGGGUGAAAUCGGUGAAAACCGGUUCAGUGUUCUGGGCUGCAAUGGCCGCACUCUCCUAUUUCUACAUGGUUUCAGCAUGGGGCGGAUAUGUUUUCAUUAUCAAUUUGAUUCCGUUGCAUGUGUUUGUUCUAUUACUCAUGGGACGUUAUUCACCACGUCUAUUCACCAGUUACACAACCUUCUAUAUCUUGGGCUUGUUGUUCUCAAUGCAAAUUCCAUUUGUUGGUUUCCAACCGAUCCGUACCAGCGAGCACAUGGCCGCAUCCGGUGUGUUUGCAUUGAUCUUGGCCGUGGCACUUCUGAAGCACUUGCAAACCAUCCUCUCGAAACAAGAAUUCAAAAAACUCUUCAUCAUCGGUGCAUUGGCUGCCGCAGCGCUCGUCUUUGGCGUUGUCGUUGUUUUGACUCUUUGCGGCGUCGUUGCACCAUGGAGUGGUCGAUUCUAUUCGCUUUGGGACACUGGCUACGCUAAAAUCCAUAUUCCGAUCAUUGCAUCGGUGUCAGAGCAUCAGCCGACCACUUGGUUCUCAUUCUUCUUCGAUUUACACAUUUUGGUGUGCACAUUCCCCGUUGGCAUUUGGUACACUAUUAAGCACAUCAAUGAUGAACGUGUGUUUGUCAUUUUGUACGCCAUUAGCGCUGUUUACUUUGCCGGUGUCAUGGUUCGUUUGAUGCUCACACUCACACCAGUCGUGUGCAUUUUGAGUGGAAUCGCCUUUUCAGGCCUACUCGAUGUAUUCCUUCGUGAAGACAACUUACCGGAAAAAUCACAGAAAGACGAAACCGAUGAACAACCAACCGAGAAAAAACAACUUUACGAUCGGGCUGGCAAAUUGAAGCAUCGUCCAAAACAUGAAACGGCACAUGAUUCGAACGGUGGAAUUGGAUCAAAUUUGAAGAGCAUUGUGGUCGUUGCAAUUCUAAUGCUAUUGAUGAUGUUCGCCGUGCAUUGCACCUGGGUCACGAGCAACGCUUACUCUAGUCCAUCGAUUGUGUUGGCUUUCUACAAUGGAAAUGAUGGAACUCGAAACAUUUUAGAUGAUUUCCGUGAGGCUUACUAUUGGUUAUCUCAGAAUACGGCCGAUGAUGCACGCGUUAUGUCAUGGUGGGAUUACGGUUAUCAGAUAGCGGGAAUGGCGAAUCGAACGACGCUAGUAGAUAAUAAUACGUGGAACAAUAGUCACAUCGCACUGGUUGGCAAAGCGAUGUCAUCACCUGAAGACAAGGCCUAUGAAAUCAUGACAUCACUCGAUGUCGAUUACGUUUUAGUCAUUUUUGGUGGUGUUAUUGGCUACUCCGGCGACGAUAUCAACAAAUUCUUGUGGAUGGUGCGUAUUGCUGAAGGUGAACAUCCAAAGGAUAUUCGGGAAAGUGAUUUCUUCACCGAACGCGGUGAAUUCCGUAUCGACUCAGAAGGUGCACCCGCAUUGCUAAACUGUUUAAUGUACAAAUUGAGCUACUAUCAAUUUGGCGAUUUAAAACUUGAUUACCGUGGACCAUCCGGUUACGAUCGUACACGAAAUGCAGUCAUUGGUAACAAAAACUUUGAUCUUACCUAUUUGGAGGAGGCAUAUACCUCAGAGCAUUGGCUCGUGAGAAUCUAUCGGGUGAAGAAGCCACACGAAUUUAAUCGUCCAAAUAUCAAACCAAGCGAACGUGUCGUUCCAUCCGGAGAUUACGUGUCGAAAAAGACUGUGAAGCGGAGAAAGGGUAUCAUUGCCCGACCAACUGUCGUCAAGGGCAAACGACCUGUGAAGUAAACCAUCCGAAAUGAAAUCAAGAAUUUUUUUUUUUAGAGUUUUCGAUAAUUUAUGAGUGCAUUGUUGAAAUUUAAUGGUCGACAGGGCAGAUCAAAAAUCACACAAAAUCACACACACACACUUUUUUCUAUCUGUUUUCUUCUUCUUUAUUUUUUGUAAUUUCAAUUUAAAAUGCAUUUUUAGCCCUCAUUUUGCGUACGUGUUUAGAUUUGUUUGACGCCUCGUUUUAAACUGAAUAUUUUCAAAAAUAUUCAACCAAACCGAACUAUUGUGAAAACAUACAUUAGUGUGUAGUAAAAUACGUUGAGGUAAUACAACAGAAAAACCAAAAAAAAACAAAAUUACAUGUAAAAUUUCAUACGAUAAGUUGAGUUAAUGAGAGAGAAAGAGAAACUAAACUAAAUAAACAAAAUAGAUUGCAAAUUAUGUUUCAAAUAAAUGCGAUACAAAA
This is a messenger RNA of Sitodiplosis mosellana (orange wheat blossom midge), 3110 nucleotides long. RefSeq names its product dolichyl-diphosphooligosaccharide--protein glycosyltransferase subunit STT3B (gene Stt3B). Gene Ontology annotation, molecular function: dolichyl-diphosphooligosaccharide-protein glycotransferase activity. Gene Ontology annotation, cellular component: membrane. NCBI's taxonomy places the organism in Eukaryota, Metazoa, Arthropoda, Insecta, Diptera, Cecidomyiidae. The transcript is spliced from 8 exons. The coding region runs from base 347 to 2659 and encodes 770 amino acids. The record is from RefSeq and is a predicted model, not a curated record. Gene Ontology annotation, biological process: post-translational protein modification.